GCUUCUGAACUACCGCCAUGUUUCUUUCCUGACACCAACGCGACAUAAUGCCUCCUCAUGUACCGCGGAAGCGGUUGCGCGAGGAGUCGCCGGUCAAGCAGACCCCCAAACGCCAACAGGUAGCGAAAGGGCAAGGAAAGACUCCCGCCAGCUCCGGCCGCAGAAAGCCGACGUUGUACGACGAUUUGGAUGCUACCACCACGUCUGAGUCAUCCAAGGUCGGCCGCGCUGCGCUUGAUACCAUCAGCGACAGUGACGAGACCAGUUCCUUGAGCGAUUUAUCCGACGGUGAUUUUGAGGAUGUGCCUCUUGCAAACGGUCGCAAGACGGAGGAAGCUUCCGAAGAUGACGAUAACGACGACAUCGAGUUUGAGGAUGUUCCUGCGCCGAGAACUACUUUGGCAGUGGCACCGACUACUUCCAAAGACUUGCAACUCACACUUGAUGCCGGGCUCGGUACCGCUAUGACUGAUCCCUACGGCGACAAGAAGGGACCUACGAAGCGUGAGAAGAAGGUUCGCAAUGUAACGCACUGCAUUCACGUUCAGUACCUUCUUUGGCACAACGCCAUUAGGAACUCAUGGAUAUCCGACCAGGAAGUCCAGGCGAUCAUGAUGUCUCAUGUGCCCCCUCGUUUGUGGGAAGAAGUAGAGCGAUGGAGAAGGACCAGCGGCUUAGACACCGAGCCAAAGCAAAUACCGACGAAAGUGGCCAAACCAGCGAAGAAGACCAGAGGAAAGGGCAAAGGAAAGAAGACCGAAAACGAGGACUCUCGGGAUUGGGGCGCUGCCGCUGAAAGGCUGGAGGCAGGUGCUGUCGACAUGAGCCACGGCGAUCCACUCUUCAGACUUAUGAGGGCUCUCGCGGCGUGGUGGAGGCAACGCUUCCGCGUCACGGCACCCGGGAUUCGAAAGUGGGGAUACAUGCCGCCUGAACGACUUGGCCGGUUGCGAAAAGCCUGGGAGAAGGAAGGGAAAGACGAGGAAAAGUACGGAGAGCGGAUUAAUGGACUUGAAGGGUUUCGCAAAUGCGCUCAGGACUGCACAGGAAGCCGAGAUGUGGGAUCGCAACUAUUCACCGCGCUUAUGAGGGCUUUGGGGUUGCAUGCACGGAUGGUCGCGAAUCUCCAGCCAGUUGGUUUCGGCUGGACGAAGCUGGAGGAGGCAGAUCCUGAGACGGAACAGACUGCAACUUCGGCACCAAAAAGCAGUGACGAAGCAAGCGAGGCGGGAGAUGGCACACGCGGUAAGGCGAAAAGGGGGCCGAAGACGACUACUACAACUAAGAAUACCCCGGUGAAGAAGACAUCAAAGCAGGCACCAAAAACAGCGUCAGGACGAAAAACUGGCACGAGACAAGCCAGCAAUAAGAGCGCCGUCAUUGAGAUAGAUGACUCGGAUGAUGAGCUUGGCUUGGAGCAUCCGGACAGCGAUGAUGCUUCGGUCAUAGAAUUAGCAGUGACCCCACGAAAGUCAAAAGCGGUGUCUAAGAAGUUUGACAAGGACCUGGAGUUUCCACAUUAUUGGACGGAAGUGCUUUCGCCGGUCACGAAGAAAUAUCUGCCGGCAGAUCCAAUCGUCAAGAACAUUGUCGGUACGAAUCGAGAAUUGGUAGAGUCUCUGGAGCCGCGUGGAGCAAAGGCAGAAAAAGCGAAACAAGUCAUGGCAUAUGUUGUUGGAUUCUCUCCGGAUGGCACAGCUAAGGACGUAACGGUUCGCUAUUUACGAAAGCAACUGUGGCCAGGUCGUACAAAAGGGGCGAGGAUGCCACUGGAAAAGGUACCGAUCUACAACAGACACGGGAAGGUAAAACGAUACGACCAAUUCGACUGGUUCAAGUCAGCCAUGAAGGGCUAUGUCAAGGGCAGUCGAAAGCACCCACUCACCGAGGAGGACGACCUUGAGGAUUCGACAGACCUCAAACCCGCCCAACCAGAGAAGAAAGAGGUCAAGGAAGGUAGCGAAACUAUGGCGUACUACAAGCAGUCUAAAGAGUUCUGUCUCGAGCGUCACAUGAAGCGCGAGGAGGCCCUGCUACCUACAGCAAAGCCUGUCAAGACUUUCCUCCACAAAGGAAAGGGCGGAGAAUUCUCUCCAGAACCAGUCUACUCGAGGAAGGACGUGGUCUACGUCAAGAGCGCAGAGACAUGGCACAAGCAAGGCAGGGCACCCAAACCUGGCGAGAUGCCCCUGAAGAAGGUACCAUAUCGUGCGGCUACGACCAACAGGAGACGAGAGAUCGCCGAGGCCGAGGCUGCCAGCGGCGAAAAGGUUCUUCAAGGGUUGUACAGCUUUGAGCAGACGGAUUGGAUUAUUCCGCCGCCUAUCAAAGAUGGAGUCAUCCCGAAGAACAAUUAUGGUAACAUCGAUCUCUUUGCCGAGCACAUGUGCCCCGAAGGCGCCGCACACGUCCCGUUCCGAGGAGCCGUCAAGGUCUGCAAGAGGCUCGGGAUCGACUAUGCCGAAGCCGUUGUGGACUUUGAGUUUGGCAAUCGAAUGGCCGUCCCAGUCAUCCAAGGGGUUGUCAUAGCCGAGGAGUAUCACGACCAAGUUAUGGAAGAGAUCCGCAAGGACGAGGCAGAGAGAGCGCGGAAGGAGGACGAAAAGCGACGCAAAGCAGCGCUGAGCAUGUGGAGCAAAUUCUUGAAGGGCCUCAGGAUCGUCGAGCGCAUUCGCCAGGACUACGGCCAUGUCGACGAUAGUGUGCCAGUGUUCCAGAAACACGGGGCAACCAAGGCUACCAAAAUCGCUCACGCCGAAGAAGAAGAAGACGACAAGAAUCAGAUGGACGCGGAAGCGAUGCAGAUGAGAGAAGAAGAGAUGGCAGGCGGGUUCUUUCCCGAAGGGCACGACGAGGAAGAGGUUGAACAACCCAAGAGAUUCACCUCUGGCUUCUUCCCAGUGGUGGAUGAGAACGACGAAGAUGAAGACAUGGAUGACGCCCUGCAAGUGGAUCACGGCCACGUUGAGAAGGAGCAUGCUGUCAACCGCUCGGAUGGCGCGGAAGACGCGGAAGAUGCAGAGGAUCAGAUGGAAGCUUCACCCGAACCCGAGCCUCUGCCUGCACCAGUGAAAGCCAAACCGAAGCCCAAGAAGAAGGCAGUGGCGAGACGAUCAUCUAGGCGCCGGCGGAGGCCCAUAUCUGAGAGCGAGGACGAGGAAGAGGACGACGAUGACGACUUCGUGGCCUCGGACGAUGAUUACGAGUAGUGCAUCAGCAUCUAGGCUCGAAGGAGAUCAUGCAAGACGGGAAACCGCCUGAGGAUUUUCAUCACUGUGCGUCGGGAUUUGAGAGUCGUGGACAAAACUGGGCAGCUGGCAGGCGGCUGUAGUACAAUAGGUGUGCCACCAUCCUUAUUCGUCGCAAGAUGCAUAGAUGGGGGCAUUAUUAGCUAUAGCCACCAAUGGAGGACUAUUCCUUCUUCAGCUCGUAUGCCGAGAUGCGCUGGCCCGACUGAAAGGGUUUGAUUCUGCGACUCUGCUAGUGUAUGUACGGG
This is a messenger RNA of Colletotrichum scovillei, 3496 nucleotides long. RefSeq names its product Rad4 transglutaminase-like domain-containing protein. Gene Ontology annotation, biological process: mismatch repair; nucleotide-excision repair. Gene Ontology annotation, cellular component: XPC complex; nucleus; cytoplasm. Bases 48 to 3209 code for a protein of 1053 amino acids. The transcript has 2 exons. Gene Ontology annotation, molecular function: single-stranded DNA binding; damaged DNA binding. The record is from RefSeq and is a predicted model, not a curated record. Lineage: Eukaryota; Fungi; Ascomycota; Sordariomycetes; Glomerellales; Glomerellaceae.